UUAACCACAAGGUCGGAGGUUCAAGCCCUCCUUCUAGCGGUUUUGAAAAUAUGAAUUUCCUUUUGGAUUGAAGAUAUCCUGUAUAAAUUAAAAGGAUAUGUGAGUUGUGAUGCAGAAAGCUUUGUUAUAUUAUAUGUAUUUAGUUUUUUGGUCAAACAUAUCCUCUAGUGUGUGAGUUACAAGCAUGGGAAGCGUGGUGGAAAGCAGAGAGUGGUACUUGGCUUCGUAUUCCCCCGAGGGUGUUCCAAACUCCGAUAAUCUAAAACUCCGCAGCCUCAGUCUCUCACUUGACUCUCAUUCAAUCCCGGAAGGCCACGUGUCCCUGGAGAUUGUCUUGAUCUCCGUAGAUCCAUACCUUCGCACGAGACUCACGGGCACCCUGGACGGUCUCUACAUCGCGCAAUAUGAGGUGAAUGAGGUAAUUACAGCAUUUGCAGUGGGUAAGGUAAUAGGAUCCAGAGAGAGCAAGUACUCGGAAGGGGAUGUGGUUUUGGUUCCAUCUGCGCCACUGGCUGAGUACUGCAUCAUACCCUCUUCAACUAUAGCUCGUAAAAUCCACGCUGCUACUGGAAUUUCGUUGCCCCAUUACCUAAGCGCCUUAGGGGUACCGGGUUUUGCGGCAUGGGUGGGGAUCGUGGUGCUGGGAGACCCUAAGCCUGGUUCCAAUGUCUUCAUAUCUGCUGCCUCCGGUGCGGUUGGUACAAUUGCUGGCCAAUUAGCCAAGAUCCGAGGCUGCAGAGUCAUCGGAAGUACUGGCUCCGACCAAAAGGUGAAGCUCAUUAAAGAAGAAUUUGGGUAUGACGAUGGAUUCAACUACAAUAAGGAAUCAGAUUUUGAUGCGGCUUUAAGCAAAUACUUUCCUGAUGGAAUUGAUGUUUACCUUGAUAAUGUUGGCGGUAAAAUGCUUGAAUCUGUACUUAACCAUGUCAACAAGCAUGCAAGGAUAUCACUUUGUGGAAUGAUAUCUCAAUAUAAUAAGGUUUGGACUGAAAGAGAAGGUGUGAGGAAUCUUUUGAAUAUGGUAGGGAAGGAGGUGAGGAUGGAGGGUUUUAUGUUGGAAUCCUAUUGGCAUCGUUUUGGAGAUUUCGCUAAAGAAAUGGAAGGAUACAUAAAAGAAGGGAAGGUUACGUCCAAGAAUAAAAUUAAUGUUGGAAUCGAGAGCUUCUUGGAUAGCUUAGCCUCCCUCUUUUCUAGCUCUAAUAUUGGAAAAGUUGUUGUUCAAGUUAAUGAGGCCUAGCCUUGUAAUGUGCAACUUUCCUAUUGUAUGCUUGAUCAUGAUCUUUUAGCACUCGAUAUUGAACUGUGUUCCGUAUUUCAAUCCUUUAUUGUAAACUCGUAUAAAGAGUCAAAGACCAAAUAUGAACGUAAUUAUUUAUGUGAAAUGUGAUUAAUGUUUAAGUAGAAUUUGGGUUACUUAAUAAA
This is a messenger RNA of Cajanus cajan (pigeon pea), 1422 nucleotides long. RefSeq names its product 2-alkenal reductase (NADP(+)-dependent). Gene Ontology annotation, molecular function: 2-alkenal reductase [NAD(P)H] activity. Lineage: Eukaryota; Viridiplantae; Streptophyta; Magnoliopsida; Fabales; Fabaceae. The record is from RefSeq and is a predicted model, not a curated record.